CAGGUAAUGUUUGUCCCGAGGGUCAAUAUUGUGAAGCAGGAAGUGCCAAUGGCACAUACUGUCCCCCUGGAACCUGGCGUAACGAAACUACUGGUAAAAGUAUAAACGACUGUCAAAACUGUACACAGGGCUCAUACUGUGCUGGCUAUGGGAACAUUGCUGUCGAUGGAGAUUGCGACCCUGGGUACUAUUGUCCUGAGGGAAUGUCUUCUAGCACUCCUGCUGAUUUCCCAUGCCCUGUGGGUCAUUAUUGCCCAUCAGGAAGUUAUGAACCAAUCAGAUGUGAGUCUGGUUACUACCAGGAUGAGACAACCAAGGGCUCGUGUAAACUGUGUAUUUCUGGUUUCUAUUGUGACAACACAAUUGAUCCAGUGGUCCUCUUCAAUUCAACAUAUUGUCCUGCUGGUGAGUUCU
Owenia fusiformis is the source of this 414-nucleotide messenger RNA. NCBI's taxonomy places the organism in Eukaryota, Metazoa, Annelida, Polychaeta, Sabellida, Oweniidae. The record is from the annotation of a GenBank genome assembly.